Meriones unguiculatus (Mongolian gerbil) is the source of this 2114-nucleotide messenger RNA. It is a transcript of the gene Gpr108, whose product is annotated as G protein-coupled receptor 108. NCBI's taxonomy places the organism in Eukaryota, Metazoa, Chordata, Mammalia, Rodentia, Muridae. Gene Ontology annotation, cellular component: Golgi apparatus; membrane. The record is from RefSeq and is a predicted model, not a curated record. Gene Ontology annotation, biological process: transport. The transcript is spliced from 17 exons. The coding region runs from base 8 to 1714 and encodes 568 amino acids.
CCCAGAGAUGGCAGUGAGCGAGAGGAGGGGGCUCAGCGGCGGGAGCCCAGCGCAGUGCGGAUGGGGACGCUUGUCGCUGCUGGUGCUGCUGCUGGGCGGCUGCUCGGGCCGGAUCCACCGGCUGGCGCUCACAGGGGACAAGCGAGCUGACAUCCCACUGAACAGCUUCGGAUUCUACACCAACGGUUCCCUGGAAGUGGAGCUGAGCUUACUGCGACUUGGCCUCCAGGAGACAGAGGAGAAGUCACCAAGGGUGGGGUUCAGCUUGAACCGGGUUCGAUCUGGCAGCGUUCGCUCCUACUCGAGCCGGAACUCCCACGAAUGCCCCUUGGAGAGAAACAGCAGCAACUUCCUAGUCCUGUUCCUCAUCGAUAUCAAGGACCUGCAGGUCCAAGUCCGAAAGUAUGGGGAGCAGAAGAAGUUGUUCAUCUCCCCUGGCCUCCUGCCUGAAGCUCCUUCCCAGCCUGGCCUUCCAAAGCCAGCGGGUGUCUCCCAGGAGAGCGGUGAGAGCCCUGCAGUCAAGGAGGAGCAGACAAAGCCUACAGCACCUCAGGUUCCGGGAGGCAAAACUGCUCCAGGGGGACCCGGGCCCUCGAUUGAGGGCCAGCCGGAAAGGCAGCCACCCUCGAGGGACCCCACUGGGAAGGAGAAGGAGCUGGUGCUGGGGCUGGGCCACCUCAACGACUCCUACAACUUCAGCUUCCACGUGGUGAUCGGCUCCAGGGCUGAGGAAGGUCAGUACAGCCUCAACUUCCACAACUGUCACAACUCCAUUCCUGGCCAGGAACAGCCGUUCGACCUCACCGUAAUGAUCCGAGAGAAGAAUCCAGAAGGCUUCUUGUCAGCGGCUGAGAUCCCCCUCUUCAAGCUCUACCUGAUCAUGUCUGCCUGCUUCCUGGCUGCUGGCAUCUUCUGGGUGUCUGUGCUCUGCAAGAACACAUACAGUGUCUUUAAGAUCCACUGGCUCAUGGCAGCUCUGGCGUUCACCAAGAGCGUCUCCCUACUUUUCCACAGCAUCAACUACUACUUCAUCAACAGCCAGGGCCACCCCAUCGAGGGCCUCGCCGUCAUGCACUACAUCACCCACCUGCUGAAGGGCGCCCUUCUCUUCAUCACCAUCGCCUUGAUCGGCUCGGGCUGGGCUUUUGUGAAGUAUAUGCUGUCGGACAAGGAGAAGAAGAUUUUUGGGAUUGUGAUCCCCCUGCAGGUCCUGGCUAAUGUGGCAUACAUUGUCAUUGAGUCCCGUGAGGAGGGUGCCAGUGACUACGGACUAUGGAAGGAGAUAUUGUUCCUCGUGGAUCUCAUCUGCUGUGGUGCCAUCCUCUUCCCUGUGGUCUGGUCCAUCCGGCAUCUGCAGGAUGCCUCUGGCACUGAUGGGAAGGUGGCAGUGAACCUGGCCAAGCUGAAGCUGUUCCGCCAUUACUACGUCAUGGUCAUCUGCUAUAUCUAUUUCACUCGUAUCAUCGCCAUCCUGCUGCGAGUGGCAGUGCCCUUCCAGUGGCAGUGGCUGUACCAGCUCCUGGUGGAAAGUUCCACGCUGGCCUUCUUUGUGCUCACGGGCUACAAGUUCCAGCCGGCUGGGGACAACCCAUACCUGCAGCUGCCCCAGGAAGAUGAGGAAGACAUACAGAUGGAACAAGUGAUGACGGACUCUGGGUUUCGGGAAGGCCUAUCCAAAGUCAACAAGACAGCCAGUGGCCGGGAACUGUUGUGAUUUCCCUGCGUCCAGCCAGCGCCCUCGGUCCUUCUGCAUCCUACACCCCUAUAUUUGUCCCCAAGUGUGCAGGGAGCCUGAGGGGACCAUGCCGAUGAGGCACCCAGGAUUCGGGUCCCCAAAGAGCCUUUCAAAAAAGAUGCUCUUCUCCCAGCACCACAGCCCUCUCCUUGGCAGAGGACACUUCAGCCUUUUGCGGUACAAUAAGGACCAAUCUUUUUCAUUUAAGUUUCUUGACUUUAAGGGUUUUGAAUGCCUAAGGCAAGCUGCAUUUAUGAUCUUAAAUCCUGAAUUCUCAGUCUAUGUGGUGGCACAUGUCUGUUGUCUAUUGCUCUGGAGAGCCUGGGCCUUAUGAAACCUUGAGUAAACAAAUAAAAAUAAAGAGAACUCGGAAUUUACA